Messenger RNA from Scomber japonicus (chub mackerel), 998 nucleotides. It is a transcript of the gene nccrp1, whose product is annotated as P1, F-box associated domain containing. NCBI's taxonomy places the organism in Eukaryota, Metazoa, Chordata, Actinopteri, Scombriformes, Scombridae. The record is from RefSeq and is a predicted model, not a curated record. Gene Ontology annotation, molecular function: ubiquitin protein ligase activity. Bases 73 to 774 code for a protein of 233 amino acids. The transcript is spliced from 6 exons. Gene Ontology annotation, cellular component: cytoplasm; SCF ubiquitin ligase complex. Gene Ontology annotation, biological process: glycoprotein catabolic process; SCF-dependent proteasomal ubiquitin-dependent protein catabolic process.
UCGGUUAAUAACACACACACACACACACAUACACACACACACACACAGACACAGACACACACACACAGCAACAUGUCUGCCGCAGAAUGGAAGAAGAAGUGUGAGGCUGAAUGGAGUCUGCAGGGAGCACCGAUGCCUGACAGCGUAGACUGGAAGUCCGUGUAUGAAGCCAAGCCUCUGGGGAGAAACCUCCUGAAGAACCCUUCUCCUCACGGGUUGAGUAAAGACACCCCUCCACCCGAACCUGACCGGCCCGAUGUGCCCACACGUGGGCCUCCACGUUUCCAGCCUGAUGGUGACUUUACCGGCUGGACCACCAACACCGAGGUCCUCCCCUAUGACACCAGUGGCAUCCCAGAAGGUGUUGUGAUCUGUCAUUUGCCUCAGUACAGCUGGUUUACUAUGGAGCAGGUGGUGGACCUAAAGCAAGAGGGACUGUGGGAUGAGCUGAUGGAUCAGUUUCAGCCUGAAAUACUGAUCCAAGACUGGUAUGAGGAGACUCAGCUGCAUGCAUCCAUCUACCAUCUGCAUGUAAAGUUACUGGGUGCAGACAAAACCACUGUGAUUUCGGAACACACAGUCAACCCCACUGAGCAGCUCAGUGAUUACUCACACACAUGGAAGGAAGUGUCACAUGUGUUCUCUGGCUAUGGACCGGGGGUUAGAUACGUUCAUUUCCUGCACAGACUGAAGAACCAGUUCAUGAUAGAGUUCUUCCCCACGCUGUUCACUGGCAGCUCAGUCACUGUCAAACCAACCAAAACCAGUUCCUAGGCUGGAACGUAGAAUGCUGCGAGUUGCAAUGCAGACAUAGUUGCUAACACGCUUACUAACCAACCUGAUCAACACAUAGCUGCUUUUUGACUGGUUGUUGGACUGGUUACCAUGUGUGCAAUAAUUAUUUUUGUAUCUAAUUUUGAAUGCUGAUUGUUGGGGUUGAUUGCUCUUGGGGAGUUCUGCAUUAGUCUGGUGAAAUAAUAAAAUACAUUUUCUUAUUU